Messenger RNA from Thelazia callipaeda (thelaziosis nematode), 1260 nucleotides. The record is from the annotation of a GenBank genome assembly. Lineage: Eukaryota; Metazoa; Nematoda; Chromadorea; Rhabditida; Thelaziidae.
AGUGAAUAUUUUACCAUAGUUUUCUCGACAUUUAUCGCUUUCAUACGUGCUGUUUCAAGUACGUACUCAUCAACAGGUAGAUUUUUACUAAGAUUUUCAUCAAGUGCUAAACGCUGCUUGGAGGAACUUGCAAGAACAAUUCGAAGUGUACUGAUGUAUGGUCCAAGUGCCAUUGAUUUAGCUUUACGUCGAAUUCUUUUACUAUCUAAGUUCUUCACCAAUUCCUGGGGCAAUCCUGAAACAUUGGCAACGUCGUUGAAAUUUCGAACAAAUGUAAUGUCUAAUGGAGGUAUUAUGGAAAUUGUGGAGCAUACAAAUCCAAAAAUGGAAGCCACCAGUGUUGGGAAUCAUUAUAUGGAAGGUUAUUUUAUCAGUCCAUUAGCAUCACUCUUCCCCGAUUUACUACCUGGAAAUAUUGGGCAAGCUACAUGGCGUGGGAAAUUUUCGAAAAUAAAGAAUGCAUUAGUCAUCCAUCUCGCAGGUACCGGAGAUCAUACGUACUUUAGGCGAGAAUUCGGAUUUGCAAACGACUUGCUGAAAAGUAACAUCAGUUCGAUCUUAUUGCAAAAUCCAUUUUAUGGCUCUAGAAAACCUCGAGAUCAGUUUAGGUCAAGUCUAACAAAUGUUUCGGAUCUAUUUGUUAUGGGUGGUGCAUUGGUAUCAGAAUGCAAUUUCCUUCUUAAAUGGGCUAAGGGACAAGGUUAUUGGCCGUUAGGGUUGGCUGGGGUAUCAAUGGGUGGCCACAUGGCUUGCCUUGCAUGUACAAAUUUCCCGGAACCCAUAGCACUGGUGCCAUGUCUUUCAUGGACUACAGCCUCAACUGUAUUUGUCGAGGGUACGUUGUCGAAAUCCGUCUCCUGGGAUGUGCUAGCAAUGGAACUCCAAACUAAGAAGUUUCGGGAUGGAAUUCGCCAAAUACCAAAAUGCGAUUGGUUGGAUAAAGCUUAUGAAUAUCAAAAAAAUCUGGACAGCUCACCUUUCAGUGCCGCAAAAUCCUUCAUGUAUGUAUUAAUGGAAGAAUUUACCAAUUUGAAACAUUAUCCUAUUCCUAAGGAUACAAGACUGGUAAAAAAUAUCAUCGCUGAAAAUGACGGCUAUAUUAUUCGGAAAGGAGUGCCUACCAUGCAGGAAGUCUGGCCUGGGUCAACUGUACAGGUAAUCAAAGGACUGGGUCAUGUAGAAGCAUACUUAGUCAGUCACACGCUAUUUAGAAACUGUAUUAGAGAGAUGCUUCAGAAAAAUCAGAGACUCUACACUUGA